CCUGCUCCUUCCUGCUGGCUUCAGGACGUAUCAGAGACAUAUGAUAUUAGUCAAGACAUUCUUCCACUUUGGUCGAUAUUCCCUCUCCUAGCACUGGACGGCCGGGCUCGAUACGGCGUAUGCUGUCAGUGGUCCUGAAACCCCAACAGAAGAAGAAGGAUAUGCGAGGCAAUGUUACUUGCUUUGCCAUUAUUAAAGCGAGUGUUGAAGCCAACUGUGGCUCCAUCCCUUUGCAAUGUAUUUACUAGCAGAUAUUCUUCUCAUUUCUCCUAUUUUCCUGACACUGUGCCAGAAUCCAUGGGUGAAACACAGAGGUUGAAUUUGUUCCAGUCCAUCAACAAUGCUUUGGAUACUGCCCUUGCUACAGACAACACUGCUGUGGUAUUUGGGGAGGAUGUUGGUUUUGGAGGAGUUUUCCGAUGCACCAUAGGUCUUCAAGACAAGUAUGGAAAGGAUCGUGUAUUCAACACUCCACUGUGUGAACAAGGAAUUGCAGGGUUUGCCAUAGGAGUUGCAGUGAGUGGUGCCACUGCAAUUGCAGAACUGCAGUUUGCAGAUUACAUUUUCCCUGCUUUUGAUCAAAUUGUAAAUGAGGCAGCAAAAUAUCGGUACAGAUCAGGCAACUUAUUCGACUGUGGAAAUUUGACAUUCCGAGCUCCCUGUGGUGCAGUGGGUCAUGGUGCUCUAUAUCAUUCACAGUCACCAGAAGCAUAUUUUGCCCACACUCCAGGCCUUAAGGUAAAACUAUGA
Molecule: messenger RNA, 750 nt
Organism: Cherax quadricarinatus
Lineage: Eukaryota; Metazoa; Arthropoda; Malacostraca; Decapoda; Parastacidae
Source: RefSeq, a predicted model, not a curated record